Cynoglossus semilaevis (tongue sole) is the source of this 3805-nucleotide messenger RNA. It is a transcript of the gene trpv6, whose product is annotated as transient receptor potential cation channel, subfamily V, member 6. Gene Ontology annotation, cellular component: plasma membrane. The record is from RefSeq and is a predicted model, not a curated record. The coding region runs from base 446 to 2821 and encodes 791 amino acids. The transcript has 16 exons. Gene Ontology annotation, molecular function: calcium channel activity; protein binding. Lineage: Eukaryota; Metazoa; Chordata; Actinopteri; Pleuronectiformes; Cynoglossidae. Gene Ontology annotation, biological process: calcium ion import across plasma membrane.
UCUCCUGUGCUGUGAAUCUCUCCUGUGCUGUGAACAAAAAUCUGAAUCCAACCAAAACAUCUGGUUUUAGUGACUAGGUUAGCAUUUUCCAAACAGGUUUUCUCAGCAGUUCCUGAACCACCAAUGGUGGCGCUGUAUCAGGUGUCAUGAAGUUGCAAAAACUUUCAUAGUGGCCAUGCAGGUUUUGGGGGAGGCAGGUGGAGGAAUGCAGACAGGCCUGGGGAGGAGAGACCUGAACUGGAAUGAAGGGUCUGGACUGUAGUCCAGGUGCUUGAAUUCAAGGAGACCAGAGUGAGUUCAGAAGAACUGGCUGAAGGAAGUCCUCAUCCAAAGGAGUCACUUCUCUUCAGUGGACACUGCUAUGACCUAGUACCACCGUAGUACCACCGUAGUACCACCGUAGUACCAGCAGGUUCUGUUCUUUCACGUAAAACCCCGGGGGUCCAUGUCUCCGUCUCUGGCCAGGUCUGCUCCCAGUGAGCUCAACCACUGGUGGAGUCAGCUCCGGUUCCGCCUUCAGAACAAGAAAGGAUGGAACGAGAUGUUGGAUGAGAUGUUUCUGCUGCACACCAAAUACAUGAAUGACAUUCCUCUGUUCUACGCAUCCAAAACAAACAGCACAGACUGCAUCAGGAAACUGUUGAGCUGCUCCUCCACCAACAUCUUUGAGCGAGGAGCUCUCGGGGAGACGGCACUUCACGUAGCUGUGAUGAACGACAGCCUGGAGGCCGCUGUGGCUCUGAUGGACGGAGCUCCUGAACUCAUCAACGAACCCAUGACCUCUGAACUCUUCCAAGGCGUCACCCCCCUCCACAUCGCCGUGGUGAAUCAGAACACCAACCUGGUCCAUCACCUCAUCUGUAGAGGUGGUGACGUGGUUAACCCCCGAGUGACUGGCCUGUACUUCAGGAAGAGGAUGGGCGGACUCCUGUACUACGGUGAACACGUCCUGUCGUUCGCUGCUUGUGCAGGAAAUGAAGACAUUAUCUCCAUGGUGGUGGAAGCGGGGGCCAGCACCAGGGUCCAGGAUGACCGAGGUACAGUACCACGUGUCACCGUGUGUUUGUCAGUCUGUAGUCAGUACUGCAGUACUCAUGGAAUACCGCGUCUGUCUGUGCCCUCCUCACUUCCUCUCCCCCUGGUGGUGUCCACAGGAAACACAGUGCUUCACAUUCUGGUUCUGCAGCCCAACAAGGUGAUUGCGUGCCAGGCCAUCGACCUGAUCAUGGCCCACGACGCUGAACUGGACCGGCCGCUGCCGCUCGACAUGGUGCCUAACUUCCGCGGCCUCACGCCCUUUAAACUGGCUGCAAAAGAGGGAAACAUAGUGGUAUUCCAGCACCUCGUCAAUAAGCGACGUGUGGUCCAGUGGAGUCUGGGACCUUUGACCUCCAGCCUGUUUGACCUGACGGAGAUCGACUCGUGGGCCGACGACAUGUCAGUGCUGGAGCUGAUCGUAGGCAGCCAGCAGAGGGAGGUGGGUCACGCCCCGGCAGGUGCUGCACAGUCAGAGACAAACAGUCAGCUAAUACAUAUUUCUAAUGUCUUCGAUGUUGUGAAGGCCAGGAGGUUACUGGAGGUCACCCCUGUGAGACAGCUGGUCAGUCUGAAGUGGAACCUCUACGGAAAACACUACUUCAGGCUGCUGCUGUUUCUCUACCUGCUCUACAUCGGAAUCUUCACACUCUGUUGUGUGUAUCGCCCCCUGAAGGACGCUCCUGAGAACUACACCAGGUCAGAGAUGGACAAAACCAUCCGUGUCCAGAAGACGCUCAAUGAGAGCUAUGUGACACAUGAGGACAACCUGAGGCUGGCAGGAGAGGUCAUCAGUGUCCUGGGGGCCGUGGCCAUCCUCCUGCUGGAGAUCCCUGAUAUACUGAGGGUUGGAGCCAAGCGCUACUUUGGGCAGACGGCACUGGGCGGUCCUUUCCACGUCAUCCUCAUCAGCUACGCCUGCCUGGUGGUGCUGCUGUGUGUCUUCAGGGCCAGUGAGGUGCAGCGAGAAGACCUGGUGAUGGCCGUGUGUUUGGUGCUGGGCUGGUGCAACGUCAUGUUCUUCGCCCGAGGUUUUGAGAUGCUCGGUCCUUACGUCAUCAUGAUCCAGAAGAUUAUAUUUGGGGACCUGACAAAGUUCAUGUGGCUGACGAUGAUUGUGCUCGUUGGAUUUUCUACCUCUCUGUGGAUGGUCUACAUGACCCAGGAGCCUGAUUCCAUCCCGGCCUACCGCUCCUUCCCCAUAACUCUCUUCUCCCAGUUUGAACUGAGUGUGGGCCUCAUAGAUCUACCUGUGGAUCACACCAUUAUUACGCCACCUAUUGUUCAUGUGAUACACUGCGCUUUCUCUGUGGUCUCCUACAUCCUGCUCCUGAAUCUGCUGAUAGCCAUGAUGAGUGACACCCACUGGAGGGUGGCCCAGGAGAGGGACGAGCUGUGGAGAACACAGGUCGUGGCCACCACUCUGAGUCUGGAGAGGAGACUUCCCCGCUGGCUGUGGCCUCGCCUCGGGGUUUGUGGUCUGGGUUACGGCCUGAAGGAGCGCUGGUAUCUGAGAGUUGAAGACAGAAACGACUCAAUGAUGCAGAAGAUGCGACGCUACAUCAAAGUCUUCUCCAAAGAAGAGGAAAAAGAAAAGGACGGGAUGGAAAAGACCGACUCAACAAGGAAGUCCGGCUCUGGAACCCCGAGGCUCCGCCCCAAAACCAGUGGAGGGCCUAACGACAGGAAGUCUCUGACAGGAUGGCAGGUGAUUCGCUACAGCACCUUAGGAUUGGAGCAGGAGCCGGAGGAGCCGGAGGAGGACCAGAACAUUAAAGUGGUCUAGAGCUGGACUCUGAAGGUCCACACUUGGACUAGAACACGUUCUGGAACAUUCAGUGACGUUCUCUUUACAUCUGAAUUCCUUUCAGAAAAUCAUUUGUGUGUGUACCUCACUGCAGUACUGGAGUACACAUGGAGUACACAUGGAGUACACAUAACACUGGUGGUAGAGAAGGGUCACUGCAGUUGUAGCUCAGUCUGUGAGAGGGGGCGGGGGGGGCAGUGUCAGUAGACGACCAUUCUGCUGUCCGACCUGACGUAGUGUGUGUUUUGGGUUUUGAGGGUGGAGCUUGAAUGAGGAGAGACAAAGGAGGUUGGGUGUUUUUUUAACUUUAACCUUUAACCUCUUUAACCUUUUUUACCAAUGAUAAAGAGUAAAUUAAUACCUGGAAAAAGUAGCGUCCUGACAGGUGAGCAGAAGUACUCUGAUGAGUUCAGAAAUACCUGUAUUCAAGUAGAAAUGUAUGAGUGUGACUGUAUCUCAGUUGUACUGCAGUUUUCCUACAACUAGAGGGUGGUGGGUUUGAUUCCACACUUGGGACAGUAUUCAACUGCAGUCUGCUCUGGGCAGUUUGGCGCCCUCUAUCGCCUAUUAGUUGUAUUUUUUCCCUAAAGUUUUAUGAUACAUCCCCUCCAGCAGAUGGCGCACUAGUCAACCGUUUGAACUGUUCGUUCUGUGGGUUCUUUCCUGCUAUGCAGAUGGUCUUGUGUUCAAUUCCCAGCUUAGGUCAUGCCGUGAAGGUCGUGUGUGGCAGAAACUGUUGCUGUUCCUUCUGGAGAUGAAACAGUGACUGAACCACAGACGCCUGGCUGCGUGGUGGUGAGUGGACGUCACCACAGUCGGACAGCUCACCUCCACAGGUUCAAUUCCUUUGACGUCAUCAUUCAGAGACGUGGUGUCUGCAGUAUUACGAUAUCAAAAGGCUGUUUGUUGGUUGUGUAGAAUGUUUGUAGCAUUAACCAGGUCCACACGUCAACAGUUACUGUA